Molecule: messenger RNA, 459 nt
Organism: Pteronotus mesoamericanus
Lineage: Eukaryota; Metazoa; Chordata; Mammalia; Chiroptera; Mormoopidae
Gene: IQCJ
Product: IQ motif containing J
Exons: 4
Coding region: 1-459 (152 amino acids)
Source: RefSeq, a predicted model, not a curated record
AUGCAAGGAACCUGGGCUGACUUCCGGCAUAUCCCUGAACCAGUCACUGUGGCCAGGGGAAUGGGGUUACAGAGACUGUGGAUGCCUGAAGUUCAGGAAGGGAUGUGGGAAGAAAUGAAAAGAUUGCAGAAUCCUUUAGAACAAGUUAAUGAUGGAAAAUAUUUACUUGAAAAUCACCAGUUGGCCAUGGAUGUGGAGAAUAAUAUUGAAAAAUGUCACCUCAAUCUACAGCCCUUGGAAUCAAAGGUGAAAAUCAUUCAGCGAGCCUGGCGCGAAUACCUGCAGCGGCAGGACCCCCAGGAGAAGAGGUGCCUGUCCCCGCCCUCCGUGUCCUCGGACAAGCUGAGCAGCUCUGCCAGCAUGAACACCUUCUCGGACAGCAGCACACCGGUGAGUGCCGUUUUCUUUUCCAUGGUCUGGCUGGCCCAUUGCCUGAUGGCGAGGGCUCCGGCUUCAUGA